This is a messenger RNA of Cyprinodon variegatus (sheepshead minnow), 2356 nucleotides long. RefSeq names its product NHL repeat containing E3 ubiquitin protein ligase 1 (gene nhlrc1). Bases 140 to 1327 code for a protein of 395 amino acids. The record is from RefSeq and is a predicted model, not a curated record. The transcript has a single exon. Gene Ontology annotation, molecular function: translation repressor activity; protein binding; ubiquitin protein ligase activity. Lineage: Eukaryota; Metazoa; Chordata; Actinopteri; Cyprinodontiformes; Cyprinodontidae. Gene Ontology annotation, biological process: proteasome-mediated ubiquitin-dependent protein catabolic process; protein polyubiquitination; negative regulation of translation.
AAGGACAUAUAAACACAGAGCUUCUCCAGUUUAUUUGGUUGUCCUUGUCCUUCUCCAUGGUGUUAGCUCAAUCAGCCUGCAGCAGUUAGUUAAACUACCUCAGCAUAGACUGCCAGGACAUCAUUUUAUUUCACACAAUAUGGACCAGAGUCUUCGUGGCUGCCUGAGUCCCGAGGACACCCUGAAAGAGAUCAAGACCAGCUUACUGGAGUGUAAAGUCUGCUUUGAGACGUUUAACUUGCAGCAGAGGGAGCGCAGACCGCAGAACCUUUCCUGUGGUCAUGUACUUUGUCUGGAAUGCAUCACCAGUUUGUCCCACCCUCUCCUGAGGAAGCUGGAGUGCCCGUUCUGUCGACAGCUGUGCAGUGUUGACAGUAUAUCCCAUUGCCAGGUUCUCAGUGACCUGCAGGAGCUCCUUUUGUCCCACAGUUCCUCCUCCUUUGCUCCCCACAGCAGGGCUACAGGGGGUUUUAUCUCAGAAACUGCUCUGCAUCUUCGCUCCACAUUUGGUGGCUGGGGGACUCUCAUCAAUCCAACUGGAUUAGCCAUUCUGGGAUCUAUGGGGGAAGUAGUUGUGGUGCAUGAUGGAGAGAAGAGAGUGGUUGUGUUCAACCAACAAGGGAUGAAGCUGCACAGCUUUGGAGAAAGAGGAGCAGGCAAUGGAGACAUCUGUUACCCAGUGGAUGUGGCAGUGAGUCCAGCUGGUUAUGUCAUAGUGACGGAUGCAGGGGGUAAAGCUGUGAAGGUUUUCACUUCAAGGGGGAUACACGUUUUGACGGUCAAAGAUUGCUUCCAGCUUCCUUGGGGUGUGGACAUGGACAGCUGUGGACGUAUCUUGGUGUCAGACUUGCAGGCUGGGACCCUGUUCAGAAUAAAUGUGGACUUCAGUCAUGGUGUUAUCCUGGAGAAUCAAAGUGUUAAAACUAACCUUCAGUGUCCCAAAGCUUUGGCUCACUGUCGAAAAACCGGAAACACGGCUGUGAUGGAGCAUCCAAGAGGAAAGCAUGGCCACAAAAAGUUAAAAGUGUUUACAAAGGACUUCAAUGUUCUUUACCAGAUGGACAGCUUCAGCCUGACCCUGCAGUCUUCCAUCCGGUUGAACAUAUCUGAUGUGGCUUUCAGCAGCGAUGGAGACAUGGUGGUGUCCGACUCUGAUCAAGGCUUGAUUUGUAGUUUAGGAAACCUUCAGAACCGUCCGGUCAUUACUCCUCUUGUGGGGGACCAUCUCAUCCGACCUUCUGGGCUGGUGUUACUUAACAACUCGCUCAUUAUUGUAGAUGGUGGUGACCAUACAGUCAAGAUUUAUUCUAGUAAGCCUGAUGGCUGAGAACCCAUGUCAAUAAGAGACCUAUGGAGAUCACAGUGCAGGGAAAAGAGAAUAAAUUGACGUUUACCUGUAAAAGUAAUCACCUGUUUUUUUUAAAUCCUAUUUGUAGUUUUUUGUUUUGUUUUUGUUUUUUUAUAUUUGUCUGUUUGUUGGGUGGACACAUCAUAUAAAACUGUAUUGGUCUUCAAAUAUUAGGAUUUUGAAAAUAUAUAUAAAUAUAUAUAUAAAGGGGGUUUUGGCAGCCUUUCUUAUUAGAGAGGUUUAAUGACAGUGGUGUACAUAGUCUAUGCUUUGUUCUGUUGGUUUCUUAACUUUUUCCACACCUUAAAAAGCUAAGGAACACUUCUGUUUGUUUAGUACGAUGAGCUGCUGGACACUGAACCUUUGCCCCAGUCCCAAGUCUUCUUCAGCCUCUAAAACCUUUCCUUCCAGUAUUCCCUCCAUUAUCUUUCCAUCAUCUCUGAGUAGCAACCCUGGCGCUGCUGAGUAAACACAAUCUCACAGCAUGAUUGUGGGGAUAGUUUGAUGUUAAGUAUUAGUUUUACUGCUCAUCUUCUUUGUGUCUCCUUGGUAAUUGUGGCAAACUGCAAACAUGACUUCUUAAGGCAGUCCUUAAAUUAUUCCUUCACACUUCAGGUCUUGUGAAGUUAUUGAUUAAUAAACUGAACAGGCCAACAUAUACCUGAACCAGUGAGGCCAUUUUAGUCAGAAUCAACUCAGUAAUCCAUAGAUCUGUUAUGAAGGGAGAUCUACACAUAUUGUUUGACAUUCAGUUCCUUAAAUGUGUCUGAUGUCUGAUUACGGACACACAAAACAGAAUUGCAAAUAAAGAAAUUGUUACUGCGUGUUGGUUUUUUUAACUUAGAUUUGGCAGGUAAUCUCUUAAGGAAGUGAAAUUAUUACUUAUUGGGAUGCUUAAAUUAAUGCUGUUCUAAGUCCUAAAGACUGUGCACAAGCAGCAGGUAAUGAAUUCUGUAACCUUUAGUUGCAUUAGUGCUGUAAAAAUUUUAAUGCUGUUUAUAUGAAAUG